AUGUCUGUGAUCCCGCUGUUGCUAAUACUUUUCUGCGGAUCCGCGUUCUCCACGGAAUCAAACGAAAACAAACAAAGUAAACGUGGUAUUCUUAACACCGGUGGAUGGAUUGGUUUACCAAGUCCCCAUGGAUACGGCCACGGACUCCCAUGGGUGGCCGAUCACGGUUGGAAAGGACUAAAGUUUCCAGCUUUCGAUCUAGCCCACGCAGGAUCAUACGGCGGUAUACCGUAUGGUAGAGCACCAGCCAUUUCUGUAAAAACGGUUCCAGUGUACAUAACAAAGCACGUAGUCUUAGAAAAGCCAGUUCCGGUUCCUGAGCCAGUCAUCAUCGAAAAACCAUUCCAUAUACCGGUGGAGAAGGUGAUACCUGUUCCGGUCGAGAAGAUCAUUCAUAAACCAAUCCCGGUUCCGUAUCCAGUGCCCGAGGCAGUUCCGAUUCCGGUGGAACGACCGGUGCCGAUACCUGUAAAACACCCUGUAGCCGUGCCAGUACAACAACCGUAUCCGGUUCCGGUGAAGCAGGCGUUCCCAGUACCGGUUCCGGUUCCAGUUCCGAUCGCAGUGCCGCCGCCAAUUUCCCUGUACGGUCCUGCCCCGUUCCCAGCGGGAGCUAUUUACGCUCGGGGUUAUGGCGGCGGUCCCUUUUACCAAGCAAUUCACGGUGGCCACUUCCCAGGAGCCCUGGUCCACGGCAUUGGCCAUGGAUUUGGUCAUGGAUUCGGCCAUGGGUUUAGUCAUGGAUUUGGCCACGGAUAUGGUCAUGAAUUCGGCCACGGACACGGUCAUGGCUACGGCCACGGUUAUGCACACGGUUUCGGGUAUCCUCAUCUUUCCCAUGUUCAUAUUCACGAUCAGGGGCAUGGACACGAUCACAAGAAACGAAGCAAAGAUUGA
Molecule: messenger RNA, 897 nt
Organism: Nomia melanderi (Alkali bee)
Lineage: Eukaryota; Metazoa; Arthropoda; Insecta; Hymenoptera; Halictidae
Source: RefSeq, a predicted model, not a curated record